AUGGAGCAAAACAAAAGCAACAUUGAUGCUGUUUACGAAAAUAAAAUCUUUACACAAAAGGUUUGUGAGGAAAACCAGGCACCAAUGACUUUAUCCAACCAACCCCUCCACGUUAUCAAAUUUUCCAUCGAGCCCAGUGAGGAUGGCGGUGGUCCACUUGAUGCUGAUAGCGCUCAUGAUCAACAAUAUUCGAAUUCAGUGGCAACGCCUGGAAUACUAACCAGCUACACCGAUUCCGAGAAUGAUGGAACGCCAUCAUCUCCAACCUCUUGCGCGUCGAUGGAAAAGGAACUUUUAAACUUCGACACGAAACAAGCUCCUGUCGACUAUCCAAGGCUCGACCAUAACAACAUGCAAGGUCUUGAGUUGGAUCUGGGAGAUUCACAAACAAAGUGUACAUACUCAGUAGAAUCUCCCAUUUUUCGACUACCAUCAGACAUCAUGGCUGAAAUCCUCGUAUUCUUGGAGCCAUCGGAAGUCUUGGAGGUAGUCUCAUCACCACUCUGCAAGAAGUGGUUGCAAUCGUACGCACAUGAUCAUGACUUGUGGAAAGUGCUCUGUACGUUGAAACCAUUCAAAGUGGACCAUGGCAGCUGCCAAGCGCCUACGAAUGAAGGCUUGCUAUAUUCCUUUAUCCAGGUAGAAGGCGAUCUAAGUUUCAAAGUAUCUCGUCACCGGCUAGUGUACAUAUCUUUUGUCCGGUGCGUAAAUUAUUUGAGAUCUUUGAAGCAGGGAAAUCGCAACACUACAUCUAUGAAACCAAGCGACAGAGGCAUUGGAAACGCACUAGGAGUUGCAACUCGAGAAGUCCCAUAUGGGAUUAUCAAUCGUAGAAGACUAGGCAAUGAAAUUCCUCCGCGAUCCAAAAUGGAGACCAAAGUUGAAAGAAAUCCACAAGGAUCGAAGCUUUAUGAUUCCGAAACAAUGCCCCCACCUAGCAAGAGGCCUCGCUAUGGAAAAUCUAUGAUUACUUCUAGACUCUUGGGGCCAUCCUCCGUAGGCGCACCAUCUCAUUUGACUCUUCCACGAUCUUGUGCUAUAUUCUCUGUGGUCAACUGGAUGGUGGCUCACGCUCAUGUAGAAGGCAUUCAGACCCUGUGCCUCGAAGCCUUGCCACAACUAUUGGAAGAUGAAGAGCAUCGCACAACUGCACAACGAGCUGACCUUUCCAAUGUUGUCUUUCGCACCAUGAUGGCAUAUCCAGGCUCGGUCAACCUUCACUCGGCGGCUUUCCAUACGUUAGUGCUUCUGGGGAGACCACUUGGUGGCCAAGAAGGCAUGAUUAUCGACCUGAUGGAUCGACCAGUCCUACAUGGUCUCAGUGCAGGUACUGCUGCCUUUUUGGAUCUGGAGGCAUCCGGAGGAAAUCGAUCAGAACGAAGAAUUCCCAUGGUGCUUGAUAGCAUGCGCCGUUUCGAGCAAGAUGAAAGGCUCCAGACGAGAGCCUGUUGGGCCUUGGUGAACCUUGCUCUGGUUCCGUCUCAAAAGAGUGUCAUUAUCCACAACGGUGGGAUAGAAGCAACACUACGAGCCAUGCAACAACACCCGAAAAGUCAUGGAGUCCAGUUUCGUGCCUUGUUUGCACUUAUCAAUCUCGCCGUUCCUUGUACAAAUUCAAAUAAUUCGACCCCAGCUGACCCUGUGCAAAACAGGAUUCUAGAUACCUGCGUGGAGAAAAUAGUCAAGCUGGCGGUCUCGGCGGUGAUGAACUUUCCAUCCAGCUCUUCCAUUCGAAACAAGGCUUGUCUGGUGUUGCACAACCUAUCCCUCUCUAGUGAUUACAUGAUGACGCUGUUAUGGACACGACACUGCUACAACCUGUUAUCUUUUUCCGCCAACAAUGACGCUGAUGACCAAGUAUUGCAACGAAGUUCCAUUGGUGCUGUCCAAAGAAUGCAUGACUUUAUGUCUCAUCGAGAAGGCCUCGAAACCGAAUUUUCGAGUUGGAUUGCUACCGAACCAGAUGUACCCUGUCUUGUGAGCUGA
Messenger RNA from Cylindrotheca closterium, 1986 nucleotides. Lineage: Eukaryota; Bacillariophyta; Bacillariophyceae; Bacillariales; Bacillariaceae. The record is from the annotation of a GenBank genome assembly.